Messenger RNA from Rhinolophus ferrumequinum (greater horseshoe bat), 3609 nucleotides. It is a transcript of the gene ACSBG1, whose product is annotated as acyl-CoA synthetase bubblegum family member 1. The transcript is spliced from 15 exons. NCBI's taxonomy places the organism in Eukaryota, Metazoa, Chordata, Mammalia, Chiroptera, Rhinolophidae. Gene Ontology annotation, molecular function: long-chain fatty acid-CoA ligase activity. The coding region runs from base 832 to 3069 and encodes 745 amino acids. The record is from RefSeq and is a predicted model, not a curated record. Gene Ontology annotation, cellular component: endoplasmic reticulum; membrane.
UGGCGUGGCACUGGGACCCCCAGACUUGGGUUUGGGGUUUUUCACCCCACUCAGUCACCCUCCUAAUCUUACCAGUGUCCCAGGUUCCAGAAUUUUCUUCUACUUACUCCCCAAAGUAUCCAUGAGGGUCCACCAGUAAUAACGAUGAGAGCUGACUACGCACUGAGCAUUUUUCACACAUCACAUUAUCCUCAUGACAGCCCCAGGAUUUAGGCAGAGAACAGGCCAGAGAGGUACAGUGACUUGCCCACUGUCACACAGCUGGUAAAGCCAGUUGAGCCCAGGCAGGCCGACUCUGGUGAACCUCAAUGCUAUGUUGUUUCAAGAAAGCACACAGAGCAGUGGCAUGGCUGCUGAGGGCUGAAUGGGAAGAGAGGGCAACAGAAAUAAAUAGGAGAUGGUUCCCCAUCCAUGAGAGGUUCACAUGGAAAAACAGGGCUGCCCUCAACUUAUGUGUCUGCACAGUGACAACUUGAGCAGGAUUAGCUCCAACCAGUGUGCACUGAGGUCCACUGCACCGCAGCAAGGACUCAGGACCAGAGGACAGAGCUGAUGAGGCGUGACCCUGCUCUCGAGGAGCUCCCCAAGCCACUUGUACCCUUUAAAGACAAAGCCUGAGUGUCCGAGGGCCACAAGAGUGAGAGGGUGUUGGGGGUAAUCCGGGGGGCUUCCUGAAGGAGGAGCUGAAGGAGGCUUGGCAGGCUCCGUGUUCAAACAGUUCCCAUCAGCUCCUCCGGGAAGACAGUUGGAGAAAGGAGACCGUGGACCAGAAACAGUUAAAGAGAAGAGAGUGCAGACUCUCCCAGACUCCUGCCUCCCACACACCUCACCAUGUAUUUGCUCAAACACGCCUUUCGAGUGUUCCCCUGUUCCCCGUGCUACUGGGCAGGUGCUAGAGAAGUUUUGGUUUCUGUGAACAGAGGGUUCUUAAGCAGACUGCCACCAGGUGGGCCCAGGUGUGUUCGCAAACUUAGUUUGAACCUGUGGUACCUGCAAGGAGUAAGGCCGAAUGUGAGAAGCAGUUCCCUGACUGAUGGACACACACUCGCCAAAGAGUCCCCAGGUCAUGUGCUCGACCUGUCGUCCCCAGAGAAGGCAAAGGACGCCCAGCCGAAUUCUGCAGAGGAAGCGCUGUGGACGACUCGGGCCGACGGGCGCGUCCGCCUGCGCAUAGAGCCUAGCUGCCCACAGCAGCCCCCCUACACUGUGCAUCAGAUGUUCUCCCAGGCCCUGGAGAAGUACGGGGACCUCCGCGCCCUGGGCUUCAAGCGCCAGGGCUCGUGGGAGCACAUCUCCUACUCCCAGUACUACCUGCUGGCCCGCAAGGCUGCCAAGGGCUUCCUGAAGCUCGGUCUGGAGCCUGCGCACAGUGUGGCCAUCCUUGGCUUCAACUCCCCGGAAUGGUUCUUCUCGGCAGUGGGCACAGUGUUUGCAGGUGGCAUUGUCACCGGCAUCUACACAACCAGCACCCCGGAGGCCUGCCAGUACAUCGCCUACGACUGCCGUGCCAACGUCGUCGUGGUCGACUCGCAGAAGCAGCUGGAGAAGAUCCUGAAGAUCUGGAAAAACCUGCCCCAUCUGAAGGCAGUAGUGACAUAUGGAGAGCCUCCUCCGGAGAGGAUGGCCAACGUGCACACGAUGGAGGAGUUCAUGGAACUGGGGGACCAGGUGCCCGAGGCGGACCUGGACACCGUCAUCAACGCCCAGCAGCCCAACCAGUGCUGUGUGCUUGUCUAUACAUCUGGCACCACCGGGAGCCCCAAGGGCGUGAUGCUGAGUCAGGACAACAUCACGUGGACAGCGCGGUACGGCAGCCAGGCCGGCGACAUCCAGCCGGCAGAAGUCCAGCAGGAGGUGGUGGUCAGCUACCUGCCCCUCAGCCAUAUCGCCGCCCAGAUCUAUGACCUGUGGACCGGCCUGCAGUGGGGGGCCCAGGUCUGCUUUGCCGAGCCUGACGCCCUGAAGGGGAGCCUGGUGGACACUCUGCGGGAGGUGCAGCCCACGUCCCACAUGGGCGUGCCUCGGGUGUGGGAAAAGAUCAUGGAGCGCAUCCAGCAGGUGGCAGCCCAAUCCGGCUUCAUCCGGCGCAAGAUGCUGCUGUGGGCCAUGUCGGUGACGCUGGAGCAGAACCUCCCCUGCCUGGACAGCGACCUGAAGCCCUUUACCGCCAGACUGGCUGACUACCUGGUGCUGGCCAAGGUCCGCCAGGCGCUGGGCCUCGCCAAGUGUCAGAAGAGCUUCUAUGGAGCCGCCCCCAUGACCGCGGACACACAGCACUUCUUCCUGAGCCUCAACAUUCGCUUGUACUCAGGCUACGGCCUCAGUGAGACCUCAGGCCCCCACUUCAUGUCCAGCCCCCGCAACUACCGGCUAUACAGCUCUGGCAAGGUGGUGCCUGGCUGCCGGGCGAAGCUGGUGAACCAGGAUGCAGAGGGCACCGGCGAGGUCUGCCUGUGGGGCCGCACCGUCUUCAUGGGCUAUCUGAACAUGGAGGAGAAGACACGCGAGGCCAUCGAUGCUGAUGGCUGGCUGCACACUGGUGACGUCGGCCGCCUGGACGCCGACGGGUUCCUCUACAUCACCGGCCGUCUCAAAGAGCUCAUCAUCACAGCCGGCGGGGAGAACGUGCCCCCCGUGCCCAUCGAGGAGGCUGUGAAGACGGAGCUGCCCAUCGUCAGCUGUGCCAUGCUGAUUGGGGACCAGAGGAAGUUCCUGUCCAUGCUGCUGACCUUGAAGUGCACUGUGGACCCGGACACCUCUGACCCCACCGAUAACCUGACUGAGCAGGCCGUGGAGUUCUGCCAGCGGGUGGGCAGCAAAGCCAGCACAGUGUCCGACAUCGUGGGGAAGAAGGACCAGGCCGUGUACCAGGCCAUUGAAGAGGGCAUCCAGAGGGUUAACCGGAACGCGGCUGCCCGACCCUACCACAUCCAGAAGUGGGCCAUCCUCCAGAGGGACUUCUCCAUCUCGGGCGGAGAGUUGGGUCCCACGAUGAAACUGAAACGGCUCACAGUUCUGGAGAAGUACAAAGACAUCAUCGAUUCCUUUUACCAAGAGCAAAAAAUGUGACCCAAGGCCGUCCUUCCAGUGUCCCCUGAAGACGGCAGGCCUCCCAGAGCGUUUUCCUGAGUGCAGGUCUUCAGUCUGGGCGCAUGGACUUCUGGCAAGUCUGUUAGGUCUCGGGUCAGGUAUGGCACCAGCAUUCCAUUUGCCAGGACUUGUGCCAACAAUAGCUGACAAUUCCGAGAAGCUUCGCAUGUGCAUAGUUGUAAGUGUUGCUUUUUGUUCAGGUGACAUGAGACCAGCUCUCAUACCAGAAGGAAAGGGCUGACAGAAUUUGGCCUUAGUUCCAGGUAGAUUUUAUGGGCUGCUGGCUCGCUCAGCAGGCCAGCCAGUGGCAGGGAAGUCGGCUCGUAUUACUGCCUGCAAAUGGCUGUAACUCACUCACUCACUCACUCUGGAAUCUUGUUGGACGCUGCCGACGCUGUCACUCCAGUACCAGGCGCCCCUCCACGCACACACCGGCUGACUUGAUGCUUCGUAGUGCUGCUGCUGCCUACUGGUAUUUAAUGUAUGAUACGGAUAUUAAACGCUUUAACAGAACUGUCA